Messenger RNA from Arvicola amphibius (Eurasian water vole), 192 nucleotides. RefSeq names its product cytochrome c oxidase subunit 7C, mitochondrial-like. The record is from RefSeq and is a predicted model, not a curated record. The transcript has a single exon. Lineage: Eukaryota; Metazoa; Chordata; Mammalia; Rodentia; Cricetidae. Gene Ontology annotation, biological process: mitochondrial electron transport, cytochrome c to oxygen. Bases 1 to 192 code for a protein of 63 amino acids.
AUGUUGGGCCAGAGUGUUGGGAGGUUCACCACCUUCUUGAUUCAUCGCAGCCACUACGAGGAGGUCCCAGAGAAGAAUUUGCCUUUUUCGGUGGAAAACAAGUGGCAGUUACUGGCGAUGAUGACUGUGUACUUUGGAUCUGGAUUUUCUGCUCCUUUCCUCAUUGUAAGGCACCAGCUUCUUAAAAAAUGA